Molecule: messenger RNA, 2205 nt
Organism: Cuscuta europaea
Lineage: Eukaryota; Viridiplantae; Streptophyta; Magnoliopsida; Solanales; Convolvulaceae
Source: the annotation of a GenBank genome assembly
GAAAAGUUGGGGAUUUGGAUCCUCUGCUACACGACAGAGUUUCCUUGCGGCAUCCAAUAGCAAGGACAACAAGGGAGGAGAAUUGUGGGGCUGUCAAGAUCGAAUCGCGUGCUAUUACAGCCACACACCCUACUUGGCUACCAUAGUCAGGCAGAGAAUCUGGAUCUGAAAGUUGGAGCCUAGCAAGUAUCAAGCGGCAACUUUUUUACGUAGUAGUAUAACAUACAUAUUAUUAAGACUGAAGCCUUAGAAAGAACACUUCCUCUGGCUAGAGAGCCGACCCUAGAGGAAACCCUAGGCUGCCAACUCCGAACAUCUCCAAAAUCUGAUUUUCUAGCUUUCUUUUCUUUAAUCAAUAAAAAUAUCGGAAGAUGGUGACAUUCUCUGAGCAGUGAAGGAUCGAAUCAAAGAUUUUUCUAUGCUCCCACCCUUUUUUAAUUUCUACUUUUGAGAGUUUUGGUACGGCUUCUUCGUUAGCCGAGACUUUUAUUUGCCAAAGGUGAGCGUGUGGUAUGUUAUUCUCCUAGCAAUGUCUAGAGGUUGUAUGUGUUUUGAUCAAUGUAAUUGAUGUGGUGAAUUUUUGUUAUUCAUGAAUGUAGCAAACCGAUGAUUCAGAAAAUUUUUAUUCGGCUGAGUUUCCUUUGUUGGCUGUUGGUCAAAUCAAUUCUCCCUUUCCGGUGAAGUCGGGAUUCUUGAUUUAAUUUGUUUCCUUUUUAGUUUGGACAAUUUAGUUUCUUUCAAUUGCAUUUUGAGUAGCAAGUUCAACAUUGCUCUUAGAUUAGUCAACAUAAUUGCGGGAUUAGCAAAUUUGUUUGGUCCUCGGAGAUCAUCCGAAUAUAUUUCUCAUCUUAGUGUAGUCUCGAUUUAUUAUAUUGUUUUAUCUCCGAUUACUUUUAUCAUUAAUAAAACAAGUUUCUUUUUUGUCAAAAAAAUAAAGAACACAAUCAAAAAUUAAACCGCUUGAAAGAACACAGACUCCAAUGUCAAAGAAGAUGAAUGGUUCUAUUAACCCCUGUUGAACGCUUUAAUCUCUGCAAACCGUUCCACUAAUCAAAAACUGUAACAAUAAUGUUGGUUACUACCCGGGUCCGGCCACAUAAUUUCUUGAAAUAUUUAACAAGCAAUUGAUUCAGUUCAGAACUUUCAAGUUUCAACUAUCUCAACUCCACCGCACACCGCCAGAAUCCGUCGUCACAGCAAGUCCGCCGCUGGUCAGACCUACUACUAAUCCAUGUCCCUGAAGCGCAAGUAUGACGUGGGCCAACCCUCUAAUGACAGGAGGAGAGUUCAACGAAUCAUUUCUAUCGAUGGAAAGGCUCCAUGCUCAACAUCAGCUCAAAAUCAGAUGAAGAAACAAUCGCCUCUUCAUAGUGCUUCUAGCACUCAUGUCAACAUUAAGUCACAAAACAGUGGUGGCAUUCAACUCUCAAUCUUCCUCUGCGGUAUAUGCUUUGACUACAAACCAAGCUCCCAAAUGUUUAAAAAUGGAAAGUGUAACCACUCCUUCUGUUCUGCAUGCAUGGCGAAGUACGUGACCUCCCAAAUAAACCAAAACAUUGUGAAAGUCACCUGUCCACACCCUAAUUGUCCCUUGGAACAGAACCCCAAAUAUUUGCACCCCAUUUUGCCCAGGAAAGUGAUUGACAAGUGGAACACAGCUAUAUGCGAGUCGACGAUUUUGGCGUCUCAGAAGACUUACUGCCCCUUUAAGGACUGUUCGGUUCUGUUGGUCGACGAUGGGAGAGAAGUUGUGACCCGCUGUGAGUGCCCUUCUUGUCAUAGGCUGUUUUGUGCACAAUGUAGGGUUCCAUGGCAUGCAAGUGUAACCAGCUGUGAGGAAUACCAAAGGAUGAAGAGGAGGAGAUAUGUUGAUCAAGACCUGGAUAACAAGUUCUUUAACUUGGCCAAGGAUAUGAAAUGGAGAAAAUGUCCCUAUUGCAAUAUGUUUGUGCAGAGAGAUGGAGGAUGUGAACACAUGGCUUGCAGGUGUGGAGGUCACUUCUGCUAUUAUUGUGGGAAGAAUUGGACGUCUGGCCAUAUGUGUAGUAGGGUAUAGCAGUGGAGACAAAAUGGAGAUUUUGGGUUUCAAUAUUGGCAUCAUUUGUGUUUCAUUGUUCAUUUUUGUCCAUGACUAUUUAGGGUACUUUAAUACCUUGAUUUCAACUAUGUAUUUCUUGUCAUUGUUUUUCCUUCCCAUCAUUUAUG